CGACGCUCGCUCGGGAGGGGCUUUCUCUGUAGUUUCCUAAGCAGGCUGACGUUCGUCUGCAUUAGUUAGCGGCGCUAAGAAUUAGGCGGUGGGGGAUCGGGGCCGAGCAGCAUGGAGCUUUAAACAGGAAACGUCUGUGUAGACUCGCGCUGAACGCAGGCGGUUACACCAAAGAGGAAGAAGCGAGUAUCUGCUGGUCGCAUCUGUUCUCCUUGGAGCUGCACUCUGCCUCUCACCCCAAAGCACCUUUAUCAACAUCCUCUGUGUUGGGGGGGACAGGAAAGUCAAAAAACCCAGCAUCACCUCCUGUUGUUUGUGUUCAUACACCCCACCAGCCCGGCCAUGUCGCUGGCCCUGAAGCAGGUCUUCAAUAAAGACAGGACGUUCCGACCCAAGCGCAGGUUCGAGCCAGGCACCCAGCGCUUUGAGCUGCACAAGAAGGCACAGGCAUCGCUGAACGCAGGGCUGGACCUGAAGCUGGCUGUACAGCUGCCGCACGGCGAGGAUCUCAACGACUGGGUGGCCGUGCACGUGGUCGACUUCUUUAACCGCAUCAACCUCAUCUACGGCACCAUCAGCGACUCGUGCACGGACCAGACCUGCCCGGUCAUGUCCGGAGGGCCCAAGUAUGAGUACCGCUGGCAGGAUGAGCAGCGGUACAAGCGCCCUACGGCUCUGCCCGCCCCCACGUACAUGAGCCUGCUGAUGGACUGGAUAGAGAUGCAGAUCAACAAUGAGCAGAUCUUUCCCACCAACGUCGGUACUCCCUUCCCCAAGAGCUUCUUUCAGGUGGCCAAGAAGAUCCUGUCGCGCCUCUUCCGAGUGUUCGUCCAUGUGUACAUCCACCAUUUUGACCGUGUCAGUCAGAUGGGGGCAGAGGCCCACGUUAACACCUGCUACAAGCAUUUCUACUACUUUGUUACUGAAUUCAACCUUAUAGACCACAAGGAGCUGGAACCAUUGAAAGAGAUGACAUCACGGAUGUGUCGCUGAAAGGGAGAACGCCGCCAAAAGACCAGCGGGACCAAUGAAACGAUGAGUUAAGGGGGAGAGAGUGAAGUAAAAAGCAGUCUCCAAAGACUCUAUUUUUAUAGACUUAAAGUACUGUAAUAUUCUAUAGCAAGAUACAUGUUAACAUCCCUCCUUUCUUUGUGUAGGUGAAUGUUCUUACUAGAAACCAGUAUUAGCAAUUUUCAUGUUUUGUUUUCCUCACAAAAUGAUUCAGAAUCAUUCCAGUACUUUUUUUUUUUUUUUUUUGCUGUUUUUACAGUCUGAAACAUACAGAUUAUAUUUGUGAAUAUUUAUGUAUGUAUUUGGGACAUUAAAUGUAUUCUGAUAGAAAUGUU
Messenger RNA from Electrophorus electricus (electric eel), 1346 nucleotides. The record is from RefSeq and is a predicted model, not a curated record. Lineage: Eukaryota; Metazoa; Chordata; Actinopteri; Gymnotiformes; Gymnotidae.